Messenger RNA from Artibeus jamaicensis (Jamaican fruit-eating bat), 1915 nucleotides. Its product is annotated as olfactory receptor 51E2. Gene Ontology annotation, molecular function: olfactory receptor activity; G protein-coupled receptor activity. Gene Ontology annotation, biological process: G protein-coupled receptor signaling pathway. Gene Ontology annotation, cellular component: membrane. The transcript is spliced from 2 exons. NCBI's taxonomy places the organism in Eukaryota, Metazoa, Chordata, Mammalia, Chiroptera, Phyllostomidae. The record is from RefSeq and is a predicted model, not a curated record. Bases 207 to 1160 code for a protein of 317 amino acids.
GGAUUUGAACUUCUAGGUUCCAAGGACAAAACUAAUAAAUGCACCUUGGCUAUUGUGUUUGGCCAAGUGGCUAACAAGGAAAAGCACUGACUGUGGCUGACUGUGAGAGUUUGAGUCACCUGCAACAGGGAGACAGAUUGUCCAGAGCCAUAUAUCUGCUGCCAGUGUGACCUGACCUUCUCCGUGCCCCCUUCUCCGUGCCAACUAUGAGUUCCUGCAACUUCACACAUGCCACCUUUGUGCUUAUUGGUAUCCCAGGACUAGAAGAAGCUCAUUUCUGGAUAGGCUUCCCCCUGCUCUCAAUGUAUGUCAUGGCAGUAUUUGGAAACUGCAUCGUGGUCUUCAUCAUAAGGAUGGAGCGCAGCCUGCACGCUCCCAUGUACCUCUUUCUCUGCAUGCUGGCAGCCAUUGACCUGGCCUUGUCCACAUCCAUCAUGCCCAAGAUCCUCGCUCUCUUCUGGUUUGAUUCCCAGGAGAUUACCUUUGAUGCCUGCAUUGCCCAGAUGUUCUUUAUUCAUGCUCUCUCAGCUAUAGAGUCCACCAUCCUGCUGGCCAUGGCCUUUGACCGUUAUAUAGCCAUCUGCCACCCAUUGCGCCAUGCUGCAGUGCUCAACAAUACCGUAACAGCCCAGAUUGGCAUAGUGGCCGUAGUCCGUGGAUCUCUCUUUUUUAUCCCACUGCCUCUGCUCAUCAAGCGGCUGGCCUUCUGCCGCUCCAAUGUGCUCUCACAUUCCUAUUGUGUACACCAGGAUGUGAUGAAGUUGGCCUCCACGGACACAUUGCCCAAUGUGGUCUAUGGUCUUACUGCCAUUCUGUUGGUUAUGGGCAUGGAUGUCUUGUUCAUCACCUUGUCCUAUUUUCUGAUUAUACGAACAGUUCUACAACUGCCCUCCAAGUCAGAGCGGGCCAAGGCCUUUGGAAACUGUGUGUCACACAUCAGUGUGGUGUUAGCCUUCUAUGUGCCUCUCAUUGGCCUCUCAGUGGUGCACCGUUUUGGAAACAGCCUUCCUCCCAUUGUGCACGUUCUCAUGGGUGAUGUCUACCUACUUCUACCUCCCGUAAUAAAUCCCAUCAUCUACGGUGCCAAAACCAAACAGAUCAGAACUCGAGUUCUGGCUAUGUUCAAGAUCAGCUGUGACAAGGAUCUUCAGACUGUAUGAUGCAGGUGACCCUUACCACCACAUUUCCCCUUAUCCUUAAUGGCUUGAUAUAACUACUUACUAAUGCUCGCUUAAUUUCAGUUUCUUAUAAGCAGUUCAGUGUUUUUCUCUGGUAAGAUCUCUAAAUUCUGCCUCAGCUCAGAGUGAUAUUUAAGGAAAUAUCAUGAUUUCCUUCCAUAGAUCAAAACAUUACUGAUAUCCUUAUUAUAUAAAAAAUUAAUUAGAAAAUCUACUGAUGCUCCAAAAAGUAUUUUUUUAAAAAUAGAGUAACAAAAAAGUGCAAUUGGCUUUAAAACAGGGGUAUCCAACCUGCAGUCCAUGGGCUGCAUGGAGCCCGGGACGGCUCUGAACACAGCCCAACACAAAAUCAUAAAUUUACCUAAAACAUUAUGAGAUUUGUUUUGUGACUACAUGUCACAACGUAUUUAAUGUGCGGUCCAGAAUAAACCUUCUUCUGUCAUUGUAGUGCAGAGAUGCCAAAAGGUUGGACACUCCUGCUUCAAAACAAGGGAAAAAUUAGCCCUGGCUGGUGUGGCUCAGUGGACUGACUGCCAGCCUGAAAACCAAAAGAUCAUCGGUUUGAUUCCCAGUCAGGGCACAUGCCUGGGUUGUGGGCCAGGUCCCCAGUAUGGGGCAUGAAAGAGGCAACCACACAUUGAUGUUUCCCUCUCUUUCUCCCUCUCUUUCCCUCUCUCUAAAAAUAAAUGAAUAAAAUCUUUUUUAAAAAAUGAAAAUUACUCUAUAUGACUAGUAAC